AUGCACGAGGAUGACAAGGCGAAAACUUCUUUCAUUAUCGAGAGAGGGACCUACUGCUACAAGGUUAUGCCCUUUGGGUUGAAGAACGCCGAAGCAACCUAUCAAAGGCUCGUGAAUAAAAUCUUCAAAGAGCAGAUCGGCAAAGCUAUAGAGGUAUACGUGGACGACAUGCUGGUCAAGGCCCCAAAAAGUGCAGAUCACCUCAAAAACCUCGCCAAGUGUCCAACUCAACCGUCAGCUCAGCUCUCAUCCGAGAAGAGCUGGGGGCCCAACAUCCGGUAUUCUACACGUCAAAAGCUCUCCUCGAUACAGAAACUUGCUACCCAAAAUUGGAUAAAGCUGCGACCCUACUACCAAGCUCAUCGAGUCAUCGUCAUGACCGACUUUCCUUUGAGAUCAAUCCUCCACAGCCCUGACGCUUCUCAGCGACUAAUGAAGUGGGCUAUAGAGCUUAGCCAAUAUGACCUCCUCUACCGGCCAAAAGCUGCAAUAAAAGCCCAGGCUUUAGCAGACUUCGUAGCAGAGUUCACCCCAUCGGCCGAAGAAGAUAAAUUGGUCAAUAAAAAGAAGGAAAGUAGACGGAGCGUCAAACCAAAAGGAGCUGGAGCAGGUGUUGUCAUCAUCACCCCGGAUGGAACCUUGUUAGAGCAAGCUAUCACGCUUGGCUUUCCGGCCUCAAACAACGAGGCAGAAUACGAGGCAUUGCUCGUCGGCCUGCGCUUGGCAAAGGAGCUAGUAAUCAAAAAGCUAGUCAUCUACUCAGAUUCCCAGCUGAUCACAAAUCAAGCAUCAAGUGAAUACAUGGCUAUCACGCUUGGCUUUUCGACCAAGCAUUGA
Prunus armeniaca (apricot) is the source of this 837-nucleotide messenger RNA. Lineage: Eukaryota; Viridiplantae; Streptophyta; Magnoliopsida; Rosales; Rosaceae. The record is from the annotation of a GenBank genome assembly.